GACAACAGGAAGCUCAAUGGCUGCCGUUUUCUUGUAAUUUUGUGACGUUAUAAAAAGUUUUCAUACCAGAUAGCAUCAGAAACUCUUAAAAGAUGGCAGCCGCCCAUACUUUACCCCCAAUUCAGGGCGCCAAGGGAGGGGGUAAUACUGGAUUGAUUGGGUCGAUGAGGCACAGUCAGCAGCCAGUCCAUUUUGCCCCAGCACCACCCAAAGGCCCUCCAAGUGGAAGAUUAAAACCAAUUCAGAAAAAGAAAAAAGUACUGGAGAAAGACCACCAAGCAUUUUCACACCCUGUGCUAACUAAAAGACAGACAACAGCGUAUCGAAAUACAUACAAACACAACCUUUGUGUUGAAAUGUUACAAAAUGGCUUCCAUAUGUCUUUCUGUGAACUGUUCGCAUUAAUAAAAAGUCAAGAGGACACUCGGAGUGAUGCUGGUCCAGAAUCGCUGCAGUGGAGUAUGACAUUACUGAAAGAUGAGCAUGAUAAACUGGAUAUGCUAAAACUCCAUCUAACCAGAGCUGAAGAAGCUGACAGAAAAGGAGACUUCCAAGAAGUAUAUCGAGCUAGAUAUGAGUUGGCCCGGUAUUUCCAAAACUGCGGAGACAAGUGGUUGUCGGACCACUUUUACCAGACUUGUUUACAGACAAGUACAAAGGUCGACAAUGACAAUGGAAAAAUGCAGGCAGAGGGCUUCUGUAAUGUGGCUAUUAGUCUCAAAGAAAAUGCUGAAUAUUACCUAGCUGCAGAGGAUUUUGAAUCCUACUACAAGUUAGCCAUUGAGAACAAAGACUGGACAACAGCAGACGGUAUCUCAUACCACACUGACUCCUGUAUCCACCUGGCAGACAUUUAUACAACUAUUGGGGAACGACUAGAGUCUGAGAACCAGGAACUUAUGCUUGAAUACCUCACUAAGGCAUACAAUAUGGCAAAAGAAAGUCAGCACCAGAAGUUGGAAGGGGAGGCAGCAUACAGACUGGGCCUGGCUGCAGACAGUGCCAGCAAUAGUGAAACAGCGCUACAGCACUUGAACACAUACUUGACAAUCUGUCAAUCCGCAGAUGACAAGGAAGGAAUAGGCCAGGCCUGUGAUGCAAUAGCAAAGUCAUUUGCAAGAGAAGGAAAGGUGAAGGAGAGUAUAGAGUAUUUGAAGCAGUUUGUUGAGGUAGCGGAGAAGAGCGGACAGGAGCAUGCAUACAGUCGUGCCUGCCAUAACCUCGGCAAUAUCUACAACACACUGGGAAAAUAUGACGAGGCCACAAAAUAUUUUGACAAGGCAUACAACUUGUCACGUUCAAUGGGAGAGACCGCCUCUAUAAACGUAAAUCGGGUCCAGUUUGGCGUUGCCAUGGCUCACAAGAUGCUGCAGAGUGUUGGCAGCCAUAUUGUGGUAAACCACAUCCCGGCCUUAGAGAGACUCAUCGAGUGGAAGAGCUCUCGGGUGGAUGAUUUCGACAAACCUUUCCCAGAGCCAAGAGUGGAGAGCCCGAAACAAGAACGAGCAUUGUCUCCAAUGCAGAAGGAAAACACGAGCACGAGCGUCACAUCAGACCAGGGGCUACAGGAGGGAGAGACAACCACUGAGGGUCAAGAAGAGACAAAAUCGUCAACAGCUGGGUCAACCACAACUGCACAGGACUGAAUGUCUAGGGGGACUAGUUUUGGGAGAUUGAUGUACGAUUGUUUAGCAGCCUAUUUUGAGAGGAGUAGUGUUGGUGUUGGAGACUGCUUUCAUUGGUUGUUGUAUAUUUGUUAAGCUCUGACAUAAAUUAUUUUCUAAAAAAGUGCAAAAUGUGUUUGCAUCAAAUUGUUAUUUAUUUUUAAUUAUAGAUAAACGAUAAGUGUUUGAUGUUUCGCCAUUGCCCAUGUCAAUUUAUAUGUUAAUUUAUAAAUUUCCUAACAUUAAGUUACAUAAUAUAUUAUUAUCAUUGAUGGUUUUUAUCAUUUUGAAUAAAAAGUGUUUUAAUGGUCUAAAAUCCAAGAAAAUACCCUCUUACAAGUUUAGGUGGAUGCUCAUUGAUACAAUUCAUAAAUUGGCUUAUUUAAGUUGAAAUAGUACAAAAGAUAUGUGAAUGGGAAAAGGGCCUUAAUAUUCCAGUUUUAACCAUUUGUUAUACAAAAUAUGAAUUAGGUUUAGGACAUAAAUUAUUCAGAGUUGUAUAAUAUACUCAACAUGGCUGUUAAGGAGGAUAUAUUUUUUUAAUUGAUACAGUCAUAUCCCCUGAUAUGAUUAUAUUCAAAAUGCAUUUCAUUUUACAUUUAUUCCAUUUUCAUUCAAACUUACCAUAGAACCAUUCCAUAAAAUCUAUAUCACACACUACAGUCAUGUAUAAAGCUUCCUUUUCUAAGAAGGGAUUACUUAUACUUGUUGUAAACAGCAAUUGCGAGUGACUGUCAAUAAAACAUGUACCGUUAUUUUAAUAUUUCUAUUAAACUUUUCUAUUUGUCCUGAAGCUGCAAUUUGAUGUUUGAUUUUUUUCAAAUGGAUACUUACUUCUUCUUGAAAAUGAGCAUGUUCUCUGAAUUAAUGAUAAUUGUUAACUAAUUCUGCUGAAGUUUUAUGACAAAACUGCUGAUUGUACUAAUUGAUCUGUGAUGUAUAACCUUUACUGCUGAAUACAAGUGAUUUGCUUGAAUGUUCCUAAAUACCAUUUAUUAUAUCAUGUUUAUUAUCAUUUACAAAAAUAAAAAUACCAGUGCUUGAGCAUAAAAAAGCUGUGAUAAAUUAGUAACUAUUCAUAUUAAUGUAAAAAGAAAACAAAUGCUACCAUAACUGAUAAUUUUAAGGUUAGUUAUCAUAUGUUUAAUUUAUUGUAUUAUGGUAUUUUACUUUCCUUUACAAUAAUUAUAUUAAUGCAAGCCAUCUUCAUGCAAAGCAAUCUUUUACUAACUAUUUUUCAGAGACCUUGUGAGAUAUACAUGACUGUUCAUACUAUGUGUUUGUUUGAUAUUUAUGUGGUAUUUUUGUGCCUUGUUAUCGAAAUUGUCUAUAUAAUGUAUAUUAUUAGAGAACGAAAAUCAACAAAAUAAAUAAUAAAAUAUCAAA
This is a messenger RNA of Mya arenaria, 3050 nucleotides long. RefSeq names its product tetratricopeptide repeat protein 29-like. NCBI's taxonomy places the organism in Eukaryota, Metazoa, Mollusca, Bivalvia, Myida, Myidae. Bases 93 to 1646 code for a protein of 517 amino acids. The transcript is spliced from 10 exons. The record is from RefSeq and is a predicted model, not a curated record. Gene Ontology annotation, molecular function: protein binding.